GAACAUGUCUGCUACAGUUGGAAAAAAGAGAGAUGGAGAGAAAAAUGAGAACAUGAAGCUCAAGAGGAAUGGCUAAUGAAAACAAAGUGGCUAACUAUGCUUUUAUCUUGAGCUUUACUUUCUCUCUUGGAGACCCCACAUUUUGGAACAGGAGAAACUCAUCAUGAAGAUUGAGGAAGAGGGAAAUUAUGAAUGAUUGCAGUUGCACCCACAUAAAAGUCAUAGCCACUCCACAAGAGGGUUUCAGUGCUAGCCAGGAAUAGGAAUUUCUGCUCCUCUAGAGGAAAAGUCUUGGUCUUUGUGCACAUUCACUGAUGAAAUCCACAUUCUUGGUUUGGGUAACUCAUAUUAUAAAGAAUGUUUGCUGCUUUCGAGGCUAUUGCAUCUGACUAUAAUGAAUGACAGCAAUGCACUUUGAAACGGUGCCACUAAUCUUUUUUAUGGGAUUCCGGAAAAUGGAUCACAGAUAUUGAAGCUGACCCAUGUGAUAUUGUUAAAUGGCCAAGAAGAAGAGCUGGUUUAGUCUGGUGAAGAGGCUCUUUUUGAGGGAUCCCACACAAGAUAAGGAUAAAAGGAGGAAAUGGAUAUUUGGAAGGCUAAAGAGCAAGAGAUUACCUUCAAUUACAGCUCCACUUCCAUCUAAAGAGACAACACUAAGCGAAGCAGAGGAAGAACAAAGCAAACAUGCUUUAACAGUGGCCAUUGCCUCAGCAGCAGCUGCUGAAGCUGCUGUUACUGCUGCACAUGCUGCUGUUGAGGUUGUUCGCCUCACUGGGGUCUCACAAUCUUCCCUUAUUUGCAAGGAAAAGUCAGAAGAAUCUCAACCUCUCAAAACUAGUAAUGCUGCUCCUCAAUUCACAUACCAGUGCAAGAGGGACAUUCAAGAAUCUGCUGCAGUUAUCAGAAUUCAAACUGCAUUUAGGGGUUACCUGGCAAGGAAGGCUUUGAGGGCAUUGAAGGGAAUAGUGAAACUACAAGCUAUCAUUCGUGGCAGAGCAGUAAGACGCCAAGCUAUGAGUACUCUUAAGAGCUUGCAGUCCAUUGUGAGCAUCCAAUCACAGGUCUGUGCAAGGAGGCUCCAAAUGGUUGAAGGGAGAUGUGACUACAAUGAAAAUGAUGAGAUGCAUGAUUCAAAAGACAAGAUAAUUAGGAUGGACUCAAACAGUGAAAGAAAGUGUGAUGAGAGCACUCCAUCAAAGGAAGAGUUAGACACCUCUUGCAUAAGCAUGAAAGAAACAGUUCUCAAGAGAGAAAGAAUAAAAGAAUACUCAUUUAACCAUAGAAGGUCAGCAGAGUCAGAAAGAAGUAAAGUAAAUGGAAGAUGGAGAUACUGGCUAGAGCAGUGGGUGGAUACACAACUUUCAAAGAGUAAAGAACUUGAAGAUUUAGACUCAGUUUUUAGCUCUCAUGCUAGGAGUGGGGAAGAAUAUGGAAGCAGACAACUUAAGGUGAGAAGUAUUAACAGGCAAAACCCAGUUGAAGGAUUGGAUUCUCCAACACUUGGUUCAAGAAGAUCUUUUCCUCACAGGAGACAGUGUUCUGUGGGAGAAGACCAAUCAUUUUCAAGCUCUCCUGCAACUCCAGCAUACAUGGCUGCAACAGAAUCAGCAAAAGCAAAAGCAAGAUCAACAAGCUCACCAAAAAUAAGGACAGGGGGGAAUGUGGACAUGAAUUCUGAUAGUUAUUCACCAUGCAAGAAAAAGCUAUCCAUUGCAUCUUCCAUUAACAGUGAGGUUCUUAGUGGUGGUAGGAUGGCCAAGUUUAGUGGUAACCAGCAAAGAUCUCCAAGCUUUAAGGGCCUUUCAGUGCCUAUAAAAUCAAGCAGAACUAUCAAGGAUCUCAGUAUUAAUUCAGAUUGUUCACUGCCUAAUUGGGGUCCUCAAGGUUCCUUCAAAUGAAUCUUUGAAUGCUGAUGUUACUCUUGCUUGCAUUAACACAAUUUCGUGUUGAAAACAUCAUUUGUUUAUAACUAUGUAUGAUAUAUAUGCCAUUGGAUGUUAUUUUGGUUGGAAAUUGAACAUUAAUGUCACAGAAAGUAGUUAGUUAGUUCCUUGAUUAAUUAGGGAUGCAUUUGUUUGCUUGUUUGUCCUUUUAAGAAAAAA
Molecule: messenger RNA, 2102 nt
Organism: Vigna unguiculata (cowpea)
Lineage: Eukaryota; Viridiplantae; Streptophyta; Magnoliopsida; Fabales; Fabaceae
Product: protein IQ-DOMAIN 11-like
Molecular function (GO): protein binding
Source: RefSeq, a predicted model, not a curated record